This is a messenger RNA of Lytechinus variegatus (green sea urchin), 6289 nucleotides long. RefSeq names its product protein FAM184A-like (gene fam184a). The record is from RefSeq and is a predicted model, not a curated record. The coding region runs from base 43 to 3429 and encodes 1128 amino acids. Lineage: Eukaryota; Metazoa; Echinodermata; Echinoidea; Temnopleuroida; Toxopneustidae. The transcript is spliced from 16 exons.
AAUUACGAUCAAAAUAAAUCUGCGCAGCUAGCUCGGGGAAUCAUGGCGGCGAAGAUGUCGCAAAAUUUCUUCCAGCAACAAAAUAAAUAUGGUGCUGGUCCAUCAAAUGGACCAGCACCUAUUGAUGUCAGCCCGGAACUUCAUCUUAAAAUGUCAAAGAAGAUAGCACAGCUUACAAAGGUUAUCUAUGCAUUGAAUACUAAAAAUGAUGAGCAUGAGGCCAUGGUCCAGAGUUUGAAAGAAAGUCAUGAGGAAGAACUACAGCAACUGAUGGGAGAGACCAAACAGAAGAUUACAGUAUACCAAAAUAAACUUGGAAAAGAACUUGAGCUCCAACAGAGGGUCAACAAACUGGAAGCGGAAGCUUCCGAUUUUGAGCGACAAAAGCGGGAAACGCAAGCGGAGUUCAGCGAAUUUAAGAGAACCAGUGAGGUCAGAGAAGGAAAUAUACGAGCAGAACAUUCACAAAAGUUACUGAGUCUGUCUCAGGAUUUGUUGUCUGUGAAGAGGGAUUUUGAAGAUAGGUUAAGACAAUUCGGGGAUGUGAAAGAAAAACUGAACCAGGAAAAAGUUGCUGCUCUGGAACAGCUUCAGGCAAAACAUAGGGAAGAAAUAGAAGCAAUCCACAAAGCUCAUCAGGCGCAGCAAUCUGGUGCUUCAAGUGAAGUUGCGGAACUCGUCAAACGGCAUGAAGCUGAAGUGACAAGAUUAAAACAGGACUGUGAAAGCCUGUCGUCGGAUAAAGCUCACCUAAUUGAGGACUAUGAAUCAAAGCUAGAAAAACUCAAAGCAUUUCAUGAGCGAGAGAUAGCAGCUCUCCAGGAUGGGGAGUCUCGUAAGCAAGAGCAGGAGUGGAAGGAGAAGGAGGAGGCAUUGAAGAGAACAUUUGCUCAGAAGGAGCACAAUCUGAACACUAAGAUACAGGAGCUUACUGCAGAGCUGGCUGUGUCAGAUGAAGAUCUAUCAAAGUAUAAAGAUUUAUUAAAGAAGGCAGAGGCUGCUCUGGAUAGUCGAGAAGGAGAUGCUAAUAGUCUUACCCAACAGCUUCGUGAUUCAAGGAAAGAAGCAAACAGUGCAAUGACAAGAUUAAAAGAGGUUGAAGGAGAAUUAGCAGCGUCAAGGGAAAGAUGCCAAGAACAAGCUGCAGAUAUGGUUAAAAAAUCAAAUCUUAUAGGCACACUUGAAGCUACACAACUCAGCAAUGCAGCCACAAUUAAAGAUAUGGAGUCUGAUCUAUCAAGGUUACAGGACAAGGUGCAAUGGUUAGAGAAGGAAAGAGCUUCCUUAGAAUCUAGUAAACAAUCACUUAAUCAACAACAAUCUAGUCAGCUCAAAUCUCUGGAAAAGGCUCUUGAGGACCUAUCCAUUGAGAAACAGGUACUGAAGGAGCGAUAUGAAAGUGCACUAGAGGGUGCCCAGACCAAGGGCCAAGAAGACCUGGCUAAUCUUCAGAAGGACCAUGAUAGUAAGAUGAACCAGGUCCUGAAGGCACACAAGGCUGAGCUGGAGAAACAACAGAAAGAGGCUGCUGCAGAGUUAGCUCGCUUAAAACAGGAGCUUGAGAGAGAGCUGGAAUCCACACAGGAGCGCCUCAGCAAGGAGCGAGACUCCCUCCAGACCCAGCUCAAUCACCUGGAGGCGGAGCUUACCAACAAGCUCAAGCACGCAGAGGGAGAAGUGCGUCGGUUGGAGGGGAUCCUCAAUGACAAUGAGAAGGGGCUGGGCUCCGCUAACAGCAGGAUCAGCUCCCUCCAACAGACCAAUGCUCGUCUCCUGGAGAACCUAGAGAAAGCACAGAAGGAAGGGAGGGAGACAGAGAGCCAAGCUUCAGCAUUCAAGACGGAGCUUGAGAAGCUGAAGCACACUCAUGCCACCAAGAUGGCUGAAUCUAGGGAAGAACUGAAGAACAAACUUGAUAAGCUGUCUCAUGAUCUUGAUACAAGGUGGACAGAAACCCUCAGGAAAGAGUGUGAGAAACUUCGUAGUGAGCUGACAGAGCAGCAUGAUGAAGAUAAACAAGCUGCUCUCAAACAGCUGACUAGUCUCAAGAACCAGGAGUUGGAUGCAAGUAAACAAGGCUGGCAGAAAAAGAUCACUGAUCUCUUGCAAGAGAUCUCCAGUCUAAAGGAGCGCUUGACCAACAAGUCAGAGCGGUCACUUGAGGAGAUGGCUGCACUGCAGAGGAAAGCUGACCAGGAGAUCAAUCGUCUCAAGUUUGAGAUGACCACCGCUAAGGAGAGCCAUGCUAAGAUUCUGAGUGACCUCCAGACUGCUCAGGACAAAGAGAGGUCAAGGAUGCUAGAGGAACACAAGAAGGCACUAGAGGAGUUGGAGGAGAACCUAAAGAAUGCGCAGAAGUCAGCAGUGGACUCAGAGCAGAAAGCUCGUCUGGAUGAGAUUCAGAGACUCAAGGCUGAGAUGGACCAAACCCGACUCAGUGAACUUGACAUGCAAGCCACAGAACACAGAAAAACAAUAGAGAAGCUGAGACUUGAGAUGACCCAUCGACAGUCAGCUGAGUUAGAUCAACUGACCAGAGCUCAUCGUACUCAGAUGUCUGCCGCUAAGAUGGAGCUUGAUAGAGCUAUUGAACUCAAACAGAGACAGGAACGUGACUUUGAGAUGCGCAACCAGGACUUGAAGGAAGACAUCCAGCAGCGAGACCGUCAUCUUGACAGCAAGGAAGGUCAGAUCCGUGAUCUAAAGACGCAGCUAGAGAAAGUCAGAAAGGAGAUUGAUUUCAAGAUUCAGGAAGUCCAGAAGAUCAAAUCAGAAGCUGUUGCUCAUUUGAGGAAACGGGAGCAGGCUCUUCUGAAGACUCACCAGGACAAUCUGGACAAAGCAGCUGCUGAACACCUGAGAGAGACGCAGUCGAUGCUUUCAGAGUUCAACAAAGCACAGGAUCUGCUCAAAGACAAGAUCUCUGCUCUCCAGAUCAUGCUUGAGGAAGCAGAAGAGAGAUAUCAAUCCCGGAGCUCUAGACCUGAAGAUAUCCAACAGAUAGCCAGGCUCAAGGACAUGAUAGCAGAGAAGGAACAAGCUGUCAAGAAACUCAUUGAUGACAAACGGUUCUUCCAAAUGGAACUCAUCAACAGAGAGACCAAUUUCAACAAAGUUUUCAACGCUAACCCAAACAUUGGAGUUCUGAAUCCACUUUCCACCAAGAAAAAGAGAGGCAGUGUUCCUGACGACUCUGCCUCCCAGCGCUACGUCAGCGCCCCUAACCUGAACCUGACGGGUGGCAGUACCAAGAACUUUGGUGUUAGUGGAACAUCUUCCGGUGGUAGCAGUCCAGGGUCCAACGCCCGUCUUGACCCCCUUCCUGAUUCACCUAUCCAUGACUUCCAGCUCAAUCCAAAGAGACCGCUUCAGGACGGUGGCUUGUAUCCACCCAGACCACCGCGCACAAAGAAGUUUAUCAACACGUGAUAAAACAUGGCUAGGGGUGUGUUCAGACAGUCAGAAUCACAAGCCUGUUUCAUGAAGGAUCAUACCAGAGAUGUGCAUGGACUAAUUUCCUCUGAGCCAAUCAGAUACUAGGAUUUGCCUGUGUCUAGGGAUGCAUUCAAACAAUUGGAAUCCCAACCCUUUGGAGUGUUUCAUCAAGCACCUUGUCAGUGAUUUUGACUGACAAAUUUCCUCUAAGCCAAUCAGAUACCAGGAUUUGCCUGUGUCUAGGGAUGCAUUCAAACAAUUGGAAUCCCAACCCUUUGGAGUGUUUCAUCUAGCAUCAUGUCAGUGAUUUUGACUGACAAAUUUGCUCUGAGCCAAUCAGAUGCUAGGAUUUGCCUGUGUCUAGGGAUGCAUUCAAACAAUUGGAAUCCCAACCCUUUGGAGUGUUUCAUCAAGCAUCUUGUCAGUGAUUUUGACUGACAAAUUUGCUCUGAGCCAAUCAGAUGCUAGGAUUUCAGUAGCUGAUAACAAAUAGUCGGUUAAGGUCACUUGAUUUGUUUCAUGAAAUACCCUCCUAAUUCACAAUUGAAAAAAAAAUGCAAACACAAAACUUGGUUACUGCAGGAUAGUGUUCAAGUGAUUUUUAUCAUCUGUGAUUCUCCAUCAUUUUAAGUCGAGCAUCCAUGUCUAAUCCAAUCUGGGAGCCAGCCUAUUUUGUACAAUCAUGAUUGGCAUUGCUGUUGCAUUUAAGUGAUCUUGACAUGCUGAGGUCCUGCAGAAUCACAUUUCAAAAUGCUCUGUUUUCAGCAUUUGUAGUUGUGUUUUGAAAGAUGUUAUUUUCAUGACUUGAAUGCAACCAUGGUCUGAACUCGGCAUCCUAAAACAUGUUCCUUUGGUAAAAAUGUUUGUUGACCGCAGCCUACGAAUAGUAUCAGUUACUGUGUCUGUCCACCAAUGAUGCUUGAAAGGAAUUUGUUGACAUAUAGUACCAAUACAGUCCAAAAUGUGUCGAACUUGAAUAAACAUGUACUAAAGAAAGGUUUGAAAGUUACUAUACAGGUUUGACUUUUUUGUACAGGUAUAGAAUCGUGCUGGGUAUGGAGUUUGGAUUUAAAAAAAAAUUUUUUAGCAGCAUAUUCAUUAUCUCCCUACUCACCUUAAGAGUUCAGAGCCAUUUAGUUCAUUGCAUAUCGGUCCAAUUUCCAGACACUUCCACAUCGAUAUGCCAAAGCCAAUUUCGGCUUUUGUUAAUUUUGUAUGUGUUGCUAUUCCGUCCAUUCAUCGUUUGGUUUAAUACCAAAUUGGACUAAGACUACCAAAGCUUUUACUUUUUUCGGGAGGGAGGGGGGCAUUUCAGUGUUUUUGAUAACAUGAAAAUGUGAUGUUAAAUUGUUAAAAAUUGCAGCCCAAAUUUUGAAAAUUUUGUGGAAAUCGGUUCAUGGGGGAUCCAAUAUUUGGCUACAUUAAUACAUACUUUACCGUAGUUCCAUUAAAAUUGAUGUAUACUGGACUGAUUCCAAACAGCUAUUAAACUGGGGCCCCAUUUCACAAAACUUUUUAUGUAGACAGUUUCUAUAACAAGUUUACUAUCGGCCAAUCACAUUUAAUCAUUUCAGUAGCUUUAAACUGUUAUUGCAAAUUUGUCAUUAUGACAUGUUUUCAGAAAAGGGCCCCGGGCCAGGUCACAUUGAUCUUGAUGGGGUCAAUUAGGUAUCCAUAUGGCAAUUAACUACACAAUAUGUACACACUGCUCGAUAUACUUGCUUGCAUAAAUGGACAUCUACAUAAGUGGCUUUGUGAACAAGCUCAUAUUAUCAUCUGUUUAAGCAAUUUUUGAGCAAAUUUCGCUCAAACAAAUGUCACAUGUGUUUGAAAUUCAGGACUUAACAGCCAUUCCAGCAUAUAAAAUAGAGUUGUUUAUAUAUUUUUUUUUGUCAAAAGUGCUAGCCCUUGCUUCCUAGAAAUGUUUAGGUAUACCAAAGAGCGUAGAGGUGGCUUUUAAUUACUAAUAAUCAUUUGAUGAAAUUAAUUAUCGGGUCUUUUUUGUACCAACAAAAUAAGGUAGUAUAGCAUGAGAAAAUUAAGCAUGAAGAAUGUGGUAUUCUAUAGGUCAUUUAUUUAUGAACUCAAGGGAAGGGAGAGAUGGUAUUUUAUACUUGUAAAGAACUAAAAAUUCUAAGAUUGGUUUGAUUGAGGUUAUUAUAUUAGUGGGCGUGAAUAAGUGUUUCAAGUAUUCUUUAAAGACAUCAUCUACUAUGGGAUAAUGAAAAAGAAGCCCAAAACCCAAGAAGAUGCGUACUGUUUGGUUUAAUAAUUGGUAUAAUUGAAAUCCAAUAUUUGGGUAUUGAUGUUAUGUGAAAAAAAAUUCAAUGUACUGUCAGCUUAUCCCACCAAUGCCUCUAGUACUAUGAUUUAAUUUUUAUUAAUGAUUUGUGUAUUUUCCUGAAUGUGUAUUCAAUCUCAUUGAAUUCUAAGUACUUCCAAUGUUUCCAUUAAAUUUCCAUUUGCAUGGCAAGAAUUGCAAAAAUUCAAUGACCAAAGACAUUAUUAGACAUUUAUUAAUUGACUGAGGCUUUGAACUGGAUUUACAUAUUUAUUUUAUGAGAAAAAAAUAUAUUUCAUAAGGUGUGUAUUCUACAAAUAUAUUAGCUCCAGAUAUAAUUCAUUAAUAUCCGUCCGUUUAUGAAUGUCACUGUUAAAUCUCACAUUGCUUAUGUUUUGGUAUAUUGAACAUUUAUCUUGUUUUAUUACAUGUUUUUAUUAAUUUCUGAAGCCAUGUGACACAGUGCUCUAAUGAUAAAGCACACAUAAUAUACAACAAAACAUUAAUUUUUGCAAGAAUCAUUUAGCCACGUGCCUGAACACUGGUGCCUGUUGCAUUUUCAGAUUUCUGUAA